Molecule: messenger RNA, 807 nt
Organism: Nicotiana attenuata
Lineage: Eukaryota; Viridiplantae; Streptophyta; Magnoliopsida; Solanales; Solanaceae
Exons: 3
Coding region: 99-506 (135 amino acids)
Source: RefSeq, a predicted model, not a curated record
CAGUUCCAUUCCACUGGUAGCAACAUAGAAAGCAAAAAACUUCGGUCGAACCAAGCCGUAUAAGCAGUCGCCUAAAAGCCAUCAGAGAAGAAAAAGGUAUGAGCAAGCCGUUAGCCGUCGUAGAAGGCAGACCUCGGAGGAGGAAGCUUAAAGCUGCAAGGUAUACUAAGCUCCCAAAAAUUGCUGGGGAAAAAGGAACUGAUAUGAAGCCAAGAAAGACGACGAAGAGAAAAGCCAUCACUGAGAAUGAGGUUAAUGGUGUAGAAAUUUCCUUGUUGUCUAGUGACAAUAAUGAGGCUUUGAGGGAGCAAGACAUCAAACUAGCAGUGGACUUGAGUUACUUGCGUGGCAAAGUUGAUUCAGUGAGUGAGUCCAGCUACUUGCGUGGUAAACUUGACGCAUAUGAGUCUAUGAUGGUAAAUGUGAAGCAGCAUGCAGUUACAGCAUUUAACUUAUCUGAUCAAGCUGCUCCAGAAGCUCCUGCCCCUGCCCAUUGGUGUUGGUAAUAUGUAACAUUUGGCUAACAUUAACUACACUAAUAUGUAGAGUCCUCAUGUUUCCUUUUCCCAUGUUUUAUCCUCUGAGUUCAACUGCAAUCUAAAAUGCAUGUGAACUUGGAAGUAGCCUUCAACCCUUUAGUUUUGCACAGGCAGCUGGUUCUUAGUAAACCUUUAUGGACCCUCUCACAGCAAAGUCAGGGAGGCAAAUUGUAAAUGAAGUUAACUGACUGUAUAUUACUCCCUCUGUUUCAAUUUGACUGGGCACGGAGUUUAAGAAAAGAGAGAGACUUUUGAACUUGUGGUGUAA